Molecule: messenger RNA, 1971 nt
Organism: Pseudogymnoascus verrucosus
Lineage: Eukaryota; Fungi; Ascomycota; Leotiomycetes; Thelebolales; Thelebolaceae
Exons: 7
Coding region: 1-1971 (656 amino acids)
Biological process (GO): carbohydrate metabolic process; protein phosphorylation
Molecular function (GO): ATP binding; hydrolase activity, hydrolyzing O-glycosyl compounds; protein kinase activity
Source: RefSeq, a predicted model, not a curated record
AUGUGGUCUACGUUAUUAGUUUUAGCGGCUACGGAUGUAGUUUCUGGACUUGCAUUUGAAAAGUCUAAUGGUCUCAAGCCCCGACUUGACAAUGGUCUUGGAAAGACCCCCGCUCUUGGCUGGAACAGCUGGAACCAAGGUGGCUGCAAUGCUGCUACCGCAGCGGUAGCCCUCGAUACAGCACAAGCUUUUAUUGAUCUUGGUCUUAAAGAUGCUGGCUACACCUAUGUCAACAUUGACGACUGCUGGUCCACCAGUUCCCGCGACGACUCCGGCAACCUUGUCCCAGAUCCUAGUAAAUUUCCUCAGGGCAUGAAGUCAUUAACAGACCAGAUCCACGCUAUGGGUCUGAAAUUCGGGCUAUACGGUGAUGCUGGUACCAAAACCUGUGCUGGGUAUCCCGGGAGUCAAGGGCACGAAGAACAAGACGCUAAAUUGCUAGCUAGCUGGGGUGUCGACUAUUGGAAGCAUGAUAAUUGCUAUACGCCUUGCAACGCAGGGGAAAUGCAAACAUGCACCGACCCUGCUGGCAACACGCAAACAUGGUAUGUUACAAUGCGUGACGCACUACAGAGCUCAGGACGGCCGAUUUUCUAUUCCCUAUGCAAUUGGGGGCGCGAUAGUGUCUGGACCUGGGGGGCGGAUGUUGGGAAUAGCUGGCGGAUGAGCGUCGACAACUGGGGCGGUUGGGAGGACGUUGUGAGAAUCGCUAGUCAGGCUGCACCAAUUGCUUCUUACUCCGCUCCUCACGGAUUCAACGACCUAGACAUGAUGAUAAUUGGGAAUGGCAAACUCACGGCCGCAGAGGAGCGAGCUCACUUCGGUAUAUGGGCUAUUUCUAAGUCGCCCAUUUUCAUAGGGACAAAUAUCAGAAAACUGUCAGAAGAGACCAUUAGCUUGUUUACAAACAAAGGCCUAUUAGCCGUCAACCAAGAUCCUCUCGGAAGGGCUGCAACUACUUUCCGCCCAGAAGGGGCCGCCUCUCCUGUUUCUGGCCAACUGUAUCCGUACUGGGCUGGACCGCUCUCUGACGGUGUUGUUGUUGGACUGGUGGCUCCUGAUGGCGACCAGACUCUUUCCGUCAACUUUUCUGAUGUGCCCGGACUUGGUGAGGGGACCUUUUCCUGGACGGAGCUCUACAGUGGAAAUACAGGAAGCGGAACCUCUGCUUCGUCUAUGGACCAGCAAGCGGAUCACGAGGUCAAGAUGUACAGGCGCAUGGCAGAAUCUCCGAAAGGUCAUCGUGGUCGUGACGCCGUCAGAACGUUACUGGACACAUUUUAUGUCGAUGGGCCUGGGGAUAAACACCAGUGUCUCGUUCACCCCCCGUUAUUUGAGAGCAUUUUGACGUUCUUACGCUGCAACCCGGUAGAGAGGCUGCCUUCGGAAGUCAUAGCCUUCGUUCUUCUGCGACUGUUUUUAGCAUUGGACUAUCUACAUACGGAGUGCCGGAUCAUACAUACCGAUAUAAAGGCCGAUAAUAUCAUGCUCGGCAUAGACGACGAUUCGGUCUUUAGCGAUUUUGAAGAGGAGGAGCUCCAAGACCCUGUUCCGAGGAAGGAGGUAGACAUAGACGGGAGAAUGAUAUACAUGUCCCGCGAUCUCAGAAUGCCAAAUAAUAUGGAUGCCCCGGUCCUAUGCGAUUUUGGUUCAGCCAUGCUCGGUGCCCAACACCACUCGGAAUUCGUCCAACCUAAUAUUUAUCGAGCACCAGAAGUGAUUCUAGAGGCUCCAUGGACGUAUAGUGUGGAUAUAUGGAAUGUGGGAUGCAUGAUUUGGGAUAUUUACGAAGGCGGUUCCUUGUUCACCGGCUAUGAUCUAGAGUUUCAGAAGUACCGAAGUCGAGCCCAUCUCGCCGAGAUGAUAAAUCUCCUUGGCCCCCCGCCAUCGAGUCUUCUUGCCCAAGGGGAGCUACGAGAUAAAUUCUUUUCAAGCGAAGGCAAGUCAACAGUCUUGUCAUCGUAUGUCUAA